AUGACUACUCUUUCGGGCGGGUGUCGUUUGGAGAAGGCAAAAAGACGAAAAAGGACGAGAAAAAGGAGGACGAUGCGAAGGCUGCCGUGGCAACCUGCUCGUCUGGCAACCUGUCCUCCGGACGCCUGUAAUCAGGGCAACAGGGCCAUCGGCUCAGCGGUGCACACAACGCCCGUUCUCAGUCGGCGCGAUGGCAACCAGGCCGGUCUAAUGGAGAGGCUGGAGGGAGGCAGCAAGACUGACGAGGCAGCAAGACUGACGAGGCAGCAAGCGCCAGUCGACACGACGACAGACGAGUGCAAGAUCGGACGUCUCGACGCAUGCGCCACCAGGAACUCACCGAGCCCCGUUAGACGCCCGACGCAACCUCGAGUCUUCCACACUCCGUCCGGAAUUAUUUGCCCCAGCGACUGGCUGAACAGACUCGGUUCCGCGACUGCGGACGAUGCUGCAACGGUAGCCACGGCACUGCAGACGGAAGAUUCAGCUGCCCCAGACACCAGCACAACAUGGCCUCGAUCAAGCCUGACUGGCACGAAGCCGAAAAUCCCGCCACCACCACCACCACUUCCACCGUCGUCGACGGUGAUUCGGUCUCGGAGUUGGGAAACCUUCGCUGGCGCCGCCUGGAAUCUUGUAGCCCGUCCGACGAGCUCGGUCCGCAGGGACUCAACUCGUCGGCCGCCAUCAGGCCGACCGAAACUAGGGCCCAACUGGCUUGGCUGGGCGUCGAGGGACUCGAACCACCGACCGGUCUACUGCCGCCCCUCUCCACCAUCUCCUUUGCUCAACUAA
Messenger RNA from Protopolystoma xenopodis, 795 nucleotides. Lineage: Eukaryota; Metazoa; Platyhelminthes; Monogenea; Polystomatidea; Polystomatidae. The record is from the annotation of a GenBank genome assembly.